AUGGAACUAAGCUAUCGUGCCCGCUUUUUCAUCAUCUUAGAGGUUAACAACAUUACACUGAUACUACAUGUAGUAGAGGUUUACACCUUUACACUGAUACUACAUGUAGUAGAGGUUUACACCUUUACACUGAUACUACAUGUAUUAGAGGUUUACACCAUUACACUGAUAUUACAUGUAGUAGAGGUUUACACCUUUACACUGAUAUUACAUGUAGUAGAGGUUUACACCUUUACACUGAUACUACAUGUAGUAGAGGUUUACACCAUUACACUGAUACUACAUGUAGUAGAGGUUUACACCUUUACACUGAUAUUACAUGUAGUAGAAGUUUACAACUUUACACUGAUACUACAUGUAGUAGAGGUUAACACCUUUACACUGAUACUACAUGUAGUAGAGGUUUACAACAUUACACUGAUACUACAUGUAGUAGAGGUUAACAACAUUACACUGAUACUACAUGUAGUAGAGGUUUACACCAUUACACUGAUACUACAUGUAGUAGAGGUUUACACCAUUACACUGAUACUACAUGUAGUAGAGGUUUACAACAUUACACUGAUACUACAUGUAGUAGAGGUUUACACCUUUACACUGAUACUACAUGUAGUAGAGGUUUACACCAUUACACUGAUACUACAUGUAGUAGAGGUUUACACCAUUACACUGAUACUACAUGUAGUAGAGGUUUACACCAUUACACUGAUACUACAUGUAGUAGAGGUUUACACCUUUACACUGAUACUACAUGUAGUAGAGGUUAACAACAUUACACUGAUACUACAUGUAGUAGAGGUUUACACCAUUACACUGAUACUACAUGUAGUAGAGGUUUACACCAUUACACUAAUACUACAUGUAUUAGAGGUUUACACCUUUACACUGAUACUACAUGUAGUAGAGGUUUACACCUUUACACUGAUACUACAUGUAGUAGAGGUUUACACCUUUACACUAAUACUACAUGUAGUAGAGGUUUACACCAUUACACUGAUACUACAUGUAGUAGAGGUUUACACCUUUACACUGAUACUACAUGUAGUAGAGGUUUACACCUUUACUCUGAUACUACAUGUAGUAGAGGUUUACACCAUUACACUAAUACAACGUGCAGUAGAGUCUUACAGCAUUUCAUUGAUAAUACAUAUAUAAGAGGCAGGACUUGUAUUGUAUCAGUUAUUUAAAUCUGUAUUAAUAAUUUCGCUUAAAAUUUCUUUGUAAUGAUCAAGUUUGUUUUAUUCCUUUUCUGUAAAAUCCUUCAUAUAAAAUAAGUAUGUUAAAAAUCCCUCCAAGUAUUUUCAUUUGUAUGAAAUAUCAUUUCAAUAGAUAUUAAUUUGUUCGUGGUCAGGGGGAACAACUCCAACUUACUACUGUUAGUAAUAAAUUGACUCCAUAGAGGAUAUUGAAUGGUUUCCCGUUUAAUAUAACAUAUAUUUCAUGAGUUUGACAGAAUAUCGA
This is a messenger RNA of Pecten maximus, 1461 nucleotides long. RefSeq lists its product as uncharacterized. The record is from RefSeq and is a predicted model, not a curated record. NCBI's taxonomy places the organism in Eukaryota, Metazoa, Mollusca, Bivalvia, Pectinida, Pectinidae. Bases 1 to 1155 code for a protein of 384 amino acids. The transcript has 3 exons.